CAAUAGAUAGCUAGCAAGCAAGGAAUCAGCACCAAAAUUAAUCGAAAUAAAUCAAAAAUAAUCACUUCAGUGCAAAAAAUAAACAAAAUUCCGAGUCUAAAAUGACCUCCAGAAGCUGGAAAUUAUCAAAUUCAAGCUAAAACUGUUCUCACAAAGGAAAAUUCCUGCGAGAAAAAAUCAAAACAAUAAAACUCAAGUGAAAGUGAUUUUUUUUUUAAUUUGUUAACUUUAUUUAUCUUAAAAUUAGUUGAACAUAUUUUACGAGGAAACGCAAAGCUUUAACAUGGGAUUAUUAUUUUCAAAGUUGUGGAGUCUCUUCGGGAACGAAGAACACAAAUUAGUGAUGGUUGGCCUGGACAAUGCCGGAAAAACGACAAUUUUGUACCAAUUUCUGAUGAAUGAAGUUGUUCACACAAGUCCCACAAUUGGCUCGAAUGUCGAAGAGAUUGUCUGGAAAAAUCUACACUUUCUAAUUUGGGAUCUGGGCGGACAGAUGAGCUUACGUUCGGCAUGGAGCACAUAUUACACAAACACAGAGUUUAUUAUAAUGGUAAUUGACUCAACAGACAAAGAACGAUUGACUGUGACGCGAGAGGAACUUUAUAAAAUGUUACAACAUGAAGAUUUAUCCAAAGCUAGUUUAUUAGUGUUUGCCAAUAAGCAAGAUUUAAAAGGCUCAAUGAGUGCUGCCGAAAUAUCAAAGCAGUUAGAUCUAACAUCCAUUAAGGAACACCAAUGGCAUAUCCAAUCGUGUUGUGCUUUAACUGGCGAAGGCUUGUAUCAGGGACUAGAAUGGAUCGCACAGCGGAUAAAGAAGAAAUGACACCGAGAAAAUUUUUAAAAGUCGUCACGGAGACGCCUUGAUUCUUCCGAUUGGGAAAAAAUCCAAAAUAUUGUUAGAGUGAUAGUUCAAAUUUUUUGAUUUUAGCAAAAUUUUCAAUUUUUAAACCUCAUAUUUAUAUUUUGAACCCAUUUUUUUUAUUGACUUUUAUCCAACGAAACUCUUUAUUUUUUAUUGCCACGUAUUUUGUUCCAUUGUAAAUAUUUCAAGUUAUCAAGUUAGUUAUUAAAAAAAAUAUUAAGAAAAAAAAACAAAUUUCGCGUAAAAAUAAGGAAAAAUAAAUAAAAUUAAAUCAUCCCGAAAAUAA
Molecule: messenger RNA, 1148 nt
Organism: Culicoides brevitarsis
Lineage: Eukaryota; Metazoa; Arthropoda; Insecta; Diptera; Ceratopogonidae
Gene: Arl5
Product: ADP-ribosylation factor-like protein 5B
Exons: 6
Coding region: 284-823 (179 amino acids)
Biological process (GO): protein localization to Golgi membrane; vesicle-mediated transport; intracellular protein transport
Cellular component (GO): trans-Golgi network; cytoplasm
Molecular function (GO): GTPase activity; GTP binding
Source: RefSeq, a predicted model, not a curated record